CUCUCUCUCUCUCUGUCUCUCGCUCUCAUCCCUCUCUCUCUGUAACUGACUCGUGACUGUUAUAUUCCUCUGCCAUCCCUUCUCUUCCCUGUUCUCCCAUUGCCCUCGCCCCUCCCCUUUCUGCGCUCCCUUUUUUCCCUGUCGCCGCGGCGAUAGGGUUCGGUUUUCCUUGCUCCGGCGGGCUGUAAAUGCUUUCGGCCCUCUCCGGCGGCUCAGAUCCGGCGGUGGCUGCGUUCUUGUUCUGGUGGUCUUGAUUCGAGUGGGAGGGGAAGGGGUCUCUUCGUUCUUGGGCGAUUCGGAGACAUGCCUUCGUUUUACGCUUCCGGAGAUGGAGGGUGCCUCGUCUCUGCGCCGGCGGAGCUGGCCGGGCUGUUCUGCCGCGGCGUGCAGCAGCGGAAGCGCACGCUGGUGGCCGCGUCCGCGGUCGCCGCUGCGGCGGCGGAGUGCGUGAGGGCCGCCAAGAAACAGAGGCAGCUGUCGCUGCCGUCGCUAGAUGCGCUCCCGGACGAGUGCCUCUUCGAGAUCCUGCGCCGUCUGCCCGGCGGCCGCGAGCGCGGUGCCUCCGCCUGCGUCUCCCGCCGCUGGCUCGCGCUCCUCAGCAACAUCCGGGCCUCCGAGCUCGGCCAGGCCGCGGCGGCGGUCCCGUCGCUGCCCGACCUGAACGAGGAGUUCGUCAUGGAAGAGGAUAAGGACGAGGCUCCGGCAGAUCCCUGCGUCGAGAGGGCCCUCGAGGGCAAGGAGGCCACCGACGUCCGCCUGGCAGCCAUGGCCGUCGUCGCCGGAUUCCGUGGCGGGCUGGAGAAGCUCGCCGUCCGCGGUAGCCACCCGACCCGUGGCGUCACGGACCAGGGACUCUCUGCGGUUGCUCGCGGCAGCCCCAACCUCUGCUCGCUCGCCCUCUGGGAUGUGCCUCUUAUCACCGAUGCUGGGCUUGCCGAGAUCGCCGCCGGGUGUCCCUUGCUAGAGCGCCUGGAUAUCUCUCGCUGCCCGCUUAUCACAGACAAGGGCCUCGCCGCUGUUGCACAGGGUUGCCCUAACUUGGUGUCUCUGACCAUCGAGGCAUGCUCCGGUGUUGGUAAUGAGGGCCUCAUGGCGAUUGGCCGCUUCUGUGCUAAGUUGCAGGCUGUGAACAUCAAGAAUUGCGCGCAUGUUGGCGAUCAGGGCAUCUCCAGCUUGGUGUGCUCUGCUACCGCCUCUCUGGCCAAGAUCCGGCUCCAGGGAUUGAACAUCACUGAUGCUUCGCUUGCUGUGAUUGGGUACUAUGGUAAGGCUGUCACUGACCUUACUCUUCAUCGUCUUGCUACUGUCGGCGAGAGGGGGUUUUGGGUGAUGGCUAAUGCUGCUGGCCUGCAGAACCUAAGGUGUAUGAGUGUUACCUCUUGCCCUGGAGUCACUGAUCUUGCUCUCGCUUGUAUUGCCAAGUUCUGCCCAAGCUUGAAGCAGCUCUACCUCAGGAAGUGUGGACAUGUGUCGGAUGAUGGCCUUAAGGCUUUCACGGAAUCAGCAAAGGCGUUGGAGAACUUGCAGCUUGAGGACUGCAAUGGGGUUACUCUUGUUGGUAUUCUUGCUUUCCUCCUUAACUGCAGCCAGAAGUUCAGGGCUCUUUCUUUGAUAAAAUGCAUGGGAAUCAAGGAUAUCUGCUCUGCGCCUGCACGGCUUCCUCUCUGCAGAUCUCUUCGUUUCCUUACAAUCAAGGAUUGUCCAGGUUUCACCGAUGCAAGCUUGGCCGUGGUGGGGAUGAUUUGCCCUCAGUUGGAGCAACUUGACCUGAGUGGUCUUGGUGAAGUCACUGACAGUGGGCUUCUUCCGUUGAUCCAGUCUUCCGAGGCUGGUCUGAUCAAGGUUGACUUGAGUGGUUGUAAGAACAUCUCAGAUGUAGCCGUUUCUUCCCUGGUGAAGGCACAUGGGAAAUAUCUCAAGAAAGUUUGUGUUGAGGGUUGCAGCAAGAUAACAGAUGCCAGUCUCUUCGCCAUUUCUGAGAGCUGCACUGAGCUUGCUGAGCUUGAUCUUUCAAAUUGCAUGGUUAGCGACUACGGUGUUGCGAUCCUGGCAUCCACAAAGCACCUCAAGCUUCGUGUUCUCUCACUGUCUGGCUGCAUGAAGAUCACCCAGAAGAGUGUGCCGUUUUUGGGCAACCUGGGCCAGUCUUUGGAGGGCCUCAAUCUUCAGUUCUGCAACAUGAUUGGCAACCACAACAUUGCAUCAUUGGAGAAGAUGCUCUGGUGGUGUGACAUUCUCGCUUAGGCAGACAAGAUGGUUUGUUGCUGGAGGGGCUCAUGUCUACUGGGUCAGCCGCUUCCAGAUGCAGAUAUACGUACGUAGCAGUAGCACGACCAGAUGAUCUUCAGGUUUUUGGCUCAUACAUGAGUCAUGGUGGUGGGCUUCCGCAUUGUUCAAGGACUGGAUGUUUUAGGGUGCUUUCUAGCCAAGUGCUCGUUUUUCGCAGAUCACCUCUCAGGAGGUUAAUCUGUUUUUUGAGCCUUGGCUGCCAUCACUGGCAUCCUGCCCCUCUAUCCAGAUAUUGGUCCUUGCCAUUAUAGUCAUAAGGUUUUUUUAGAUUGCCCUAGAGUUCGUGUCCUUGUUUUAAUUCCUUAAUGGUUAUUAAGUUGCAGGCACUGGCACCAAUGGCAGCUCUGGGGUAUCACAACUAAACCACCGGCGAUGCCUGUUUCAGGCAUCGUCGCUGGGCUGUCGAUGCCGGAAUGCCUGUGGACUUGUGCAGUGUGUAUGGUUGUCAGGUUCGAGUCUGUUGGGAGUCUUUGAUGUGUUGUUGUUCCUUGUGGUGUGUAAGGGUCAUGUAGGGUUGCAUUUUUUACAGUCUCUUUGGGAUGCCUGGUGUUCAUGGUGAUCUUGGCCAUUGCGAGGCGCUUACUAAAGCCUUGCAUUGACAACCUUGUAUGGUUGUUUUUUUGUCAGAUCUCUAGUUUUACAGGCAGAUUAUUGAGUACUGUAAUCUUGGCUACCCGCUAUGAAUAAAUGAAGUAUGUGUUUAUGUUCAAA
Molecule: messenger RNA, 3000 nt
Organism: Phragmites australis (common reed)
Lineage: Eukaryota; Viridiplantae; Streptophyta; Magnoliopsida; Poales; Poaceae
Product: EIN3-binding F-box protein 2-like
Exons: 2
Coding region: 304-2244 (646 amino acids)
Biological process (GO): SCF-dependent proteasomal ubiquitin-dependent protein catabolic process
Cellular component (GO): SCF ubiquitin ligase complex
Molecular function (GO): protein binding
Source: RefSeq, a predicted model, not a curated record